GUUUGAAGGAAGCUGUGAAAUCUGAUAGAAUUAUUGCAGCAGCUCUUGGUGGAGAGGCAAAUUUCUAUUGCAACUUCUCGCUCUCGAUGGAUGUUUUGCAAGUCACCUGGCAGAAGAGAAAUGGGUCUUCCUUCCAGAACAUAGCCACCUACAGCCCAAACCAUGGGCCGAGGCUGAUAGGGUCAUUUCAGAAGAAGGCACGUUUCAUUAGAGCAAACCUGAAGGCCUCAGCUAUCACACUCCACAAUCUCACAUUCGAGGAUGAGUCCUAUUACAGAUGCAUUUUCAACGUGUUUCCUCAUGGCUCUUUCAGCAAAGAUAUAUGCCUCAACAUCCAAAGUGUUCAGAAGAGCAUAAUCAUCAUGGCGGUCUUAAUAGCUGUGGUGUUCUUAACAAUCUUGAUACAUUGUGUCAUGAAACUAAUCAACAGAAAAACAAAAAAACCGAAAAGACUUAGUGCACCCAGAACGCCUGCAAAGGAGGAAGGCUUACACCAAGACCUAAGCAAGAAAGGCAUGAGCCUCCACACACCGAAGGACCAGCACGUUGUUUAUCAAAAUGAGCCCAACACAGGAGGAGAGGCAUCAACCCACUAAAGACCCACCUCCACAAGCACAGAGGAGCACAUGGGCCCAAGGGCAG
This is a messenger RNA of Pelecanus crispus (Dalmatian pelican), 642 nucleotides long. Its product is annotated as OX-2 membrane glycoprotein. Gene Ontology annotation, molecular function: cell-cell adhesion mediator activity. Gene Ontology annotation, biological process: negative regulation of macrophage activation; regulation of immune response; negative regulation of neuroinflammatory response. The record is from RefSeq and is a predicted model, not a curated record. Gene Ontology annotation, cellular component: cell surface; axon; neuronal cell body. Lineage: Eukaryota; Metazoa; Chordata; Aves; Pelecaniformes; Pelecanidae.